Lytechinus pictus (painted urchin) is the source of this 3632-nucleotide messenger RNA. Its product is annotated as N-acetyllactosaminide beta-1,6-N-acetylglucosaminyl-transferase-like. Gene Ontology annotation, cellular component: membrane. NCBI's taxonomy places the organism in Eukaryota, Metazoa, Echinodermata, Echinoidea, Temnopleuroida, Toxopneustidae. The transcript has 2 exons. The coding region runs from base 457 to 1938 and encodes 493 amino acids. The record is from RefSeq and is a predicted model, not a curated record. Gene Ontology annotation, molecular function: acetylglucosaminyltransferase activity.
ACUGUCACCGCUGAUUUUCGUGAUCAUUCAUUGGCUCUCACUGAUAGGCUUAUCUACGGCAACUACUAUUAGUGAAUGGCUGCAGCGCUGACAACAAAUCUACCAGCUAGUAUAAAACGGCCUGUUAAAAGUUCAAGAAUUCAUUUGUUGUAUACGAUCCUAGCACUACUUGUAUAUGGUUUUUCAAUCGAUAAUCCAUUUUCAUCCAGUUUAAGAUGUUCGAUCGCUAUUGUGAAGUUACAAUCCAGGGCUACUUGUAACGCGUUCUCAACGGGAUGUAUUGAGGAGCUAGACAAGUCGAAUUUAGACAGCUGAGCUAGGUUGAUCAAUAAAGUGAUCUGAGUUAAUCAAUAGAGGUAAUACCCACUAUACCCAGUGUUCUUUUAUACAUGUAACAAGGAGACGGAGUGGACAGGAUUACACAUGAAUUUUUAGUGUGAGAAACCUACUGAUACCAUGAUCGUCGCAAGGAAAGCUCGUAGAGUGAGCAGUCGACUCUCCUUGAGUCUAUCAUGGCCUUCAUGUGCAUCUAUGUUAUGGACGGCCAUGGCAAUUAUUGUGCUUUUUGUCAUUCAACAUCAAGUUUACCGAAAAUACCAUACAGCUAACAACUCAGAAAAAGAAAUUUCAGGCAAAAACUCGAUUAAUGGUUCGAUCUUUGGUCCAAACAAAAGUUAUGUGUAUGAUGCGUUGAGAACAGAAAAGGUGGAUGCGCAACAGCCAAAUAGUUCUAAUCUCCAGGUGAAAGCUAAAAAGCUCUUUUAUGAGGGGAAAUGGAACUCAUCCUUUGUUUCUUCUUAUCAUAAACACUAUCCUGUUGAUUGUACAGCCAUAAUACGAGGAGAGCAUCAGUCUAUUACCAAGGCAACAGAGAUGUUGAAGAUAAAUGGAAGAAAGAUACCAACAGAUGUUGAAGUCAAGAAUUGGACCAGUGACUGUGAGCAUUACCGUAGUCAACGAAGGUAUCCGGUAUUCCCACGAUCAAAGGAAGAAGCAGAGUUUCCAAUUGCAUACAUUAUAGUCACCCACUCAGAAUCCUCACAACUUGAAAGAUUACUCCGUGCAGUAUAUCAGCUACAGAAUGUAUACUGUAUCCAUCCAGAUGCAAAGUCACCGUCACUAUUUCAGGAGUCUGUAGGAUCCCUAGCUGAAUGCUUGCCAAAUGUUUUCAUUGCCUCAAAGACAGUCAAGGUGAAUUAUGCUCAUUCAAGUCGUCUUCAAGCAGAUAUCAAUUGCAUGUCAGAUCUCCUGCAAAGACCAGAACCUUGGAACUAUGUCUUGAACCUUUGUGCACAAGAUUUUCCACUCAAAACCAAUCUGGAGAUCGUUCAUCAGUUGAAGGCUUUCCAAGGAUAUAAUGACAUCCCUGGUAUCCUAGCACCAGAUUGGUUUGAUCAUCGGACUCGCAUACACCAUGAAUUCCGAAAUAACAUGAUGGUCAAGAUGAAGGAUGUCCCAAAGCCACCACCUCCGCAAGACUUCCGGUUCUUCUUUGGCAAUGCCUACUACGCUGCAACUAAGGAGUUUGUCCAUUUUGUCAUCCACAACCAAACAGCUAUUGACUUAUUGAAAUACAGUGAAGACACUUUCAGUCCUGAUGAACACUACUGGGUGACACUCCACAGGAUACCUGGUGUUCCUGGAGGGUACACCAAGUCAUCUUGGAAUAGCACUGUCAGGUUUAUCCACUGGAAGAGCACUUCCCAUUCACCUGAAUGUGUUGGUAAAUAUGUGAGAAACAUCUGCAUCUUCGGAGCAGGAUAUGUUCGACAUCUGGCCCAUGCUCGUCACCUCUUUGCAAAUAAGUUCCAAAUGUCGUUUGAUCCCAUUGCUAUUCAAUGUAUGGAACAGUUGUUGGAUUACAGAAAUGCUAACCCAGAGGCUAUCAAAGACUAUGUUCCAGAAUUCCCUGCAACUGAUAUGUUUGGACUGAAUUAACAUUCAUCUUAUGCGACAGUCACCCCAACAAACAGACUCCAGGGUGAUAUAUAAUGUUAUCUCCUAUGACAUACCAUCGGUCAGUUAGGAGUUAGUUUCACUGAUCAUGCUGUUGUGAUUCACUGUAGCAGAAAACAAAGCAAAUCAUGUUUACACUAUAUUACUUGUAUAGGCCUAACCAUUUAGAAUCAAUUAUGACAUUACAUGUAUCCAAGGUGACAAAACAUAGAAUACCUUUACUCGGAUGAUGAAUUAUGAAAUCCUCAUCUAUAAUGUUUAGAUUCAGGGUGAAUGUACAUUUAAUUUUUCUGUAAAAGCGUUGCUUUUAAAGAUUCCAACAAAUUGUGUUCUGAAGUUUGGUUUGGACAGUCUGUGUAUGACUGGUCUCUCAACCAUCCUCAACAACACAUAAGUGGUAUCACUAAAGGAUCUUUUGAACCAAGAGUGAUCAAAAUUGAUGCACAAAUGAAGAAAUGAGAGCAAGUUGAACACUUCAUAAAAGGACGGACAUGACCUCAUGUCAUUUGAAUUUUUGACCCCUAGAUGACCUUUGACCUCAUCAUCCUCAUGAACACACCACACAUGAAGUGUUACCCAAGGCUCAUAUGCACCAAGUAUGAACAUAAUUCAUGCAGAAAUAAAGAAAUGAGAGUUGGACAAAAACUUGUGGGUUUUGUUUUUUUGUCUCUUAUUUUGUAAACCGUGAUGUUGGUGAUAAUCAAUAUACUGCAAAUAGUAAUAAAAUUAUACCAACAAUUCUACAGAGCCUUUAUUAAAAUGAUACAAGGCCAAAUGAAAAAAAUAUAUAUCAACACCAAAUCUGAAAUAAUCAAUAUAGAAAACAUCAACUUUCUUUACAAUAUAUUGAUAAUUUAUUUCAGUAAUUAAAUCAAAGCAGUUCUGUAAAACAAUAUAUGGAAAGUACUCUGAUAGAUUUUGCAAGUAACUUUCUGCACAACAUAUGACUCCAACAAAACUUUGUUCCAUCAUCUUUCAGAUCAGUAUACAUCUUCCAGACAUUAUACUGGAAUAAUUCAAAUACCAAUGUUGUCUUAUUCAAUAAAAUGACAGUUCCAUCACAUUUGCUCCAGCAACAAUUGCUCCGCUGUUAAUUCCACACAUUAAUGCUAUGACCAACUUCAACCAUGGGUUUAACACUAUACCCUAUUCUAAACCUAACCCUUAACCUAACAUAAAACCCUAUUGCAACAUUUGCAACCCGUACCCUAUAUCUGAGAAGAAAUAAAGCCCAAAGCAAUUGUCGCUGGAGCAAAUGUUGUCACCAAAAUUACACAACACCUUCUGAGUAUUCAAGUAAUUCCAUCUAAUAAUAAUAAUGAGAAUAAUAACGAUAAUAACAAAAGCUGUAUUCAUAUCGCACUUUUUGCCAACAGUUACAAAGCUCAAUUAUCAUUACCCUGGCUUAAGCUUGAACUACCACUUCAUCAGCAAUGCUCAGUGCAAUUGAUUAAAAGAUAUAUUUUUAAAAAAUACAAGAGAUUAUUCUAACAAUUGUAAAGGUGAAAUGAGUUUACUCAGUAGACAAAGUUAAUUUGGAGAAUUUAUCAAGUCAUGUGAGUGGUGCUCAAAGAGAAGUCUUGAGAACUAGGGGCUGAGGAACAUCAUGGUCAUUUAACUGAUAUGGUACUAUAGAGGCUGAGAAUUAGUCAACAAUUCAGUCUGAGCAAGAAUUU